UGCUCACGAGCUGCAUCUGGCUGACGAGCCUCAGGUCGGCCACCCCGGUGUAAGACCUAGAACACUUACAAAACUUUGGCUGUAUGCUCUUCUGAGAGACUUCAACAGUGAAUGAAAAGCAUAAUAUAUUCUUGGAUGGCAGGGAUGUAAAAUCUGGUUUAAUUAACCAGUUACAUGUUACGGUUAACUGGUUAACCGCUUAACCAGGAUCCCACAGGCAUGGAGCUGCUGUUACAGUGCAGUGAGCCGGAGGCUGCUCCAGCCCAGCCCACCCACGCUGCUCUUUAAUUGGUUUACAUCCCUGGUUGGUUGGUUGGUAUUCUCUGUUUUACAUAUGGAAGGGAAAGCCUGUAGACAUUCAGAAGAUGUGGGCAUUUCUAGCCAGUGCUGUAUUUUCCAUAUUCACCCAUCAUACCUGUGACUUGAAUGCAGCAGUUAAGGAAGCUGUUCUAAUCUCAUAUCUUCCAUUUAGUUGAAAUGACAGCUUAGUUUAUGAUUAUUUUGUUUCAGUGCUGUUUGCAGUUCCCUAAUAAGCUCAGGAUAAUACUCUUAACUCAGAAAGGGUUUGCAUAUCUAGCCUUACCCCCUGCUGGACCGUCCUUCUUCAGGAAAAACCUCUUCUUGUUCCUGUCUGUAGCCAUGUUUUAAAGGCACAGACAUCUCUGGCAGGCAUUGUGACAGGAAAGCUGGUUACAGAGGAAGCCCGUCAGCACAGAGCUCUCCCAGCUUCACCUGCAUGUGGCCAUGUGUGCAGCUCCAGAGCUCCAAGGACCUUCAAGGGAGCCAGUCCUGGUGCCCACAGCCAAGAAUAAGAGAGCCCCAGCCUGGCCAGGGCCAGAGGUCCUGACAUUGCUCGAACUGUGAGGGGAGGAGGAAGCGGUCCAGGCCCUGCACACCCGGUGCAGGAACACCAACAUCUAUGGCCGCAUGGCUCAGGGGCUGUCCGAUAAAGGACACCACCCCAGGACACUGCAACAAGUCCGAGCGAAAGUCAAAGAGCUUCGGCAGGGAUACGUGAAGGCCCGAGAGCAGAGCUCAGCAUCAGGUGCAGCCUCAGCUCACUGCGCCUAUUAUAAUGAGCUGGACUGCAUCCUGGGAGGCCAGGAACCUAUGUCUGCACCAGUGCUCAUGCAGACAGGGUUGCACACACCGGUGCAGCAGAACUGGCAGGAGGUCCCCAGGGAAGAUGUGGAGGAGGAGGAGGAGCAGACGGAGGACACCCUGACCCUGUCUCUGCAGCCUGUCCCAGAGACCCAGGAAGCCUCGCAGGCAUCCUCCAACGCUGGUGAAGGAACAUCAGCUGGACCUACUGCUGCUGACUGCCGAGCGACACCUGUGCCACCACCCACCCGGUCCCACAGCACCCGUAGGCAUUGGAGGGCCUAUAAUGACCUCUUGCAGGGGCAUGUGGAGGUGAUGGAGAACAUUGAGGGGACCGUGGCCAAAAUGCAGGAGACCAUGGCCGAAAGAACCAGGGAGGAGGCUCGCUGGCAUACUCGCCUGCUUGAGGACUUCCUCCCGCAGUGGAGCGCAAUGUGUGCCACCGUCCAGGAGGCCCUGGCUGUGCCAGGUCCUCUCCCCCUGGGGACUCCUCCUCCUGCCCAUCCAGCUCCAGUCCCCUCUGGCCCCCCUUCCUCUCCCUCAGCCCCUGCCACCCCUCCAGCCCUGGCCCCCCUCCCCUCCCGCUAGAGCAGACUCAUCUUCAGCCCCAAAUCAAGCCCGAGGACGGCAGGGUCCACGGACAAGAGGUGGCAAAGCCUUGCGGACUAGGCAAUACCACCAUGACCCUUAAGUUGUCUGCCCUCCCUCCCACCACAGUUAUAAACACAGGUUAAUAGUUCCAAAAAAAGUUUAUUUUUAACAGUUGUUGAAUAAUACUAUGUUUUAUAACAGUUCCUAAUUCUAACUUUACUUGUUAAUAAACAUGAUAUUUUUCAUAUUUAACAUAAUGUGUGUGUUUCAACUGCUCGGAGGCUGAUGCAGGGAUGGAUUAUGGGAGGGAAGGUUUUGGGACGGGGGGCCCAGGUGCACAGGCCCCAUUGGGGAUACCUUGGGGAGUCAUUGGGCUCCAGCUGAGAAGCGCUCAUGCAGAGCCUCCCAGAUGCAAACCCCCACCUGAUGGGCUUGGCGAACGGCAACUGUCUGAGGCUGCACAAACCGCCUCCCCUCCACUUCAGCCAUUGGCCCCCAACCUGAAAGGAAGGCCUCCCCUUUGCUCUCCACCAGGUUGUGGAGGAUGCAACAUGCUGCCACCACCUCUGAGAUAUUGUGUUCCCCCAUGUCAAGGCGAGUUAGCUGACACCUAAACCUUCCCUUCAGCUGGCCAAAUGCGCGGCCAAAUGCAGACCAGCAUCUCUACGUCCCCAAUAGAAAAGGUUCACUGGGGGAAGAAGGUUCUUGUCUGCAGCCUUUCGUACAGGUGCAAAUUGCAGAAGAUCCGAGCAUCAUGUGCCCGGCCUGACCACCCCACACAAAGGUCCGUAAAUACUCCACGGUGGUCAACCAGGGCCUGCAGCACGAUGGAAAAGUACCCUUUUCUGUUGAUAUACCGGGCAGCUCGAUGGGGUUGUGCACGGAUGGGAAUGUGAAUUCUAUCGAGCGCUCCUCUGGAGUUUGGAAA
Molecule: messenger RNA, 2620 nt
Organism: Pelodiscus sinensis (Chinese soft-shelled turtle)
Lineage: Eukaryota; Metazoa; Chordata; Testudines; Trionychidae
Source: RefSeq, a predicted model, not a curated record